UUCCAUCAUCCCACAACCCGUCCGUGCAGUUCUUUUCUUGUCAAGUGUCAUCAGUCCUUGCCAGUCUGUCCUUGAAUGUGUGUGUGUGUUGAUCACCGUCAAGCCUCGACUUGCUCUGCAAAACUUGCACGAUGGAGCAGCCGCCUUCGCACUUGGUGUGUCAAAUAUCCCACGAGCUGAUGCGGGAUCCUGUGGCGGCGCCCGAUGGCUAUGUCUACGACCGCACCAACAUUCUGCAAUGGAUUGGGCAAGGGGAGGACGGCCAGCGCAACAACUCCCCCUUUGAUCGCAGCAUUACCAUCUCCGCUGCGGAUCUGCGCCCUGCCAUGACCAUCCGCAGCGCGCUGGAGGAGUACAUUGCCCAGCACCACCUCGAGUUCGAGGUGGCUCCCUUGGUCACGGGUCGCCCUGCUCUAAAGCUGCCGGCGCGUUUGGCAAGUGAGCUCGAGCUGGAGGUGGCCCUGCACCCGGUGCCUGGGGAAACCCGCAAGGCCAUCUUGGAACUCAUUCCACAGCGCCAAACGGCCACGACCAACAUUCACCUCAAUCUGGUCCUGGACGUGUCGGGCUCCAUGGGGGCAGCGGUCACGGCUCGCGACGAGUCCAAUACCCUCAUCGAAUACAACCUCUGCGUCAUGGACCUGGUCAAGUUUGCCAGUCAAGUGGCCGUCAAAUGCCUGGCACCGGGCGACGUCAUCUCCAUCGUCACCUUUUCCGACGCGGCCAAGAUCAUUGUCGAACCCAUCUCCGUGCCCGAUCCCAAGAUGGGCGCCGACACCACCGUUGCUGACGUGCUGGGCAAGAUUGACGCCAUCUAUCACGGCGGCUCAACCAACCUGUGGGCUGGCAUUGAGACGGGCCUGCAGCUUUUAGCCUCGUGUGCGCAACCGCACCUCCACAACGUCUGUGUAGCGCUCACGGAUGGCGAGCCCAAUCGCCACCCGGAGCAGGGCUACGAGACCGCGCAUCGCCGCUUCAAGCAAAUGCCCAACUUCUCCUACGUGCUCCAUACCCUGCCCUUUGGCUUUGGUCGCAUCGAUUCGGCCCUGCUGCAGUCUCUGGCGAGAACCGGCGAAGGCAUCAUGGUCAACAUUCCCGACUGUGGGAUGGUGGGCACCGUCUUUACGAAUCUCAUCGCCAAUGCCAAGGUCACCUCGCAUCGUGGGCUCCGGCUCUUGGAUCUGGAUGGUGUCCUUGAUCGCGCCGAGCCCACGGGCGCCACCUUUGAUUACAACGCCAGCAAGCAAUUCCUGGCCUUGGGAACCCUGCAGGCGGAGCAGCCCCGCUACCUGCUGUUGCACUUGAAUCAGGACGUCCACGACUGCACAGCCCUGCGCCUGCAGCUGGCAGCCGAGUGCUUGCCCGUGGCACCGGGCGCGGGUCGCACGGCACUGGAGCGGCCUCCAACGGGUAAGGCCGGCCUCAUCGCAGUGAAGCCGCGCGCGACCUGCGGUCUCGAGUCGGAGGUGCUGCUGCGCGUGCUGUUUCGAGAUGCCGCAUGUGCCAUGCUAUCACGCGUCGUCAACUUGAUGGCCACGGGCGAGACAGGGGCAGCGCGCUACGCCCUGGAAAACUUUCUGAGCUUGCAUGAUGUUCUUACCGAGGCUCCAGAGAUGGAGGUGGACCUCAACGAGCAGGUGCGGCAGGCCUUGGUCCCAGCUGCUUACAAGCGUUGGGGCCACACCUAUGUGCCAUCCUUGGCCAUGGCGCACUCAGCCCAGGUGCGACACAACUUCAAGGACCCGGGCGUGCAGGCAUACGGCGGUCCCCUCUUUGGCACUGAGGCCGGGCGCAUGUCCGAUAUUUUUGAUGCCAUGCCCGUGCCCAAGGGGACCCGUCAGGUGGGCGCAUCGUUGGCAUCGGGCGCCGUGCUCAACAAUUGCUAUGGUGGUUGCUACAGUGCUGACAGCCUGGUUGAUCUGGCAUCGGUACGGGCGCCUGGCACGACGGGGGACGUGGCGCAGCGCACGGGCGACGUGCGGAAUCUGGCUGGCGCGUGGCAACGACGGGCCGACGCGAUUCGGGCCGGGGAUGUGCUGGCCAAUGGGGCGGUCGUGGACUACGUGGUGGCUGUGGCGUGUGCGGGCGGGGAGCACGACUUUUGUCAACUGAGCCCCGGGUUGCGCAUCACCCCCUGGCACCCAGUGCGGGAGCCCAGCACCAAGCGCUGGGCUUUUCCCAGUGAGCUGGUGGUACCGAAGCGCCAUGCCAGCGAGUACAUGUACUCGUUUGUGCUGACGGCAGGCGGUGAGGUGCCGGUGGACGGGCAUACUACGGUGGGGCUGGCUCACGAGUUGCAGGAACCGGUGGCCGCGCAUCCCUUUUUUGGCAGUCCGGCUUUGCGCGACCGGGUGGCGUUGCUGGCGGCGCGGGCGGGCACGGCCCGUACCUUGUGGCUGGCACCCCAGGCCUUUGUGCGGGACACGGCCACGGGCUUGGUAAAGGAUUUUAACGAGCACGCCGUACGUAGCCAACCCAGCGUGUCAUAGCACGGGGCUAUGCCAGCCACGAGGAUGGUGUGCGCCUUUUUUUUCUCCGUUUCCCAUAAGAAAGUUUCGAUAAUGUUUUGUGUCGGUGCUUCUGUUGGCAUCCAGCGCCCGUCAACCGUUUUGUACAGUAUCUACAAUGUCAUGAUGACUACGUAAUUGAUUGCGGAAGAACG
Messenger RNA from Monosiga brevicollis MX1, 2662 nucleotides. RefSeq lists its product as uncharacterized. Gene Ontology annotation, biological process: protein ubiquitination. Gene Ontology annotation, molecular function: ubiquitin-protein transferase activity. The transcript has a single exon. Bases 132 to 2489 code for a protein of 785 amino acids. The record is from RefSeq and is a predicted model, not a curated record. NCBI's taxonomy places the organism in Eukaryota, Choanoflagellata, Craspedida, Salpingoecidae.